AUGGAAUCUUCUGUUGUUGUUGCGGACCAGCUUCUUUUUAAUGAAUCAGCAAAUGUGCCUGACAUAACGGCAGUGACUAUUUCAUAUCUAUUGUGUAUAUUUGGUGGCUCUUUGUCAGUUUUCAUAUUGUUUGGAAACCUUCUUGUCAUAAUCUCCAUUGUUUACUUCAAACAGCUCCACACUCCUACAAACUUCCUGAUGCUCUCUCUGGCUGUGGCUGACCUGCUAGUUGGACUUUUAGUUGUGCCUUUCAGUGUCGUGCUCUUUGUCAGCUCAUAUCAGCAUCUGCAUGGUUUACUUUGUAAGGUACGAGGCAGUUUAGAUGCGUUCCUGUGUGACUCUUCCAUUAUGAACUUGUGCUUCAUUUCUGUUGACAGAUAUUACGCAGUGUGUCAGCCUCUGAGAUACAGAACUAAAAUAAAUGUCCGUGUCGCCGGGAUCAUGAUUCUGGUGUCCUGGACUAUUGCCACUCUAAAUGGAGUCAUUUUCACAUUAAAGGCCCCCGACAAAGGUAAAAAACCCCACAUAUGUGCUUCAUUUCAAGUUAAAACACAGGGUACAGUUGUUACAUCCAUUGUUUUUGCAUUUGGCAUCCCAGGUGUAAUAAUAUCUGCUAUCUACUUAAAGAUUUUGAUGGUGGCACAAAAACAGGCACACAGCAUCCAGAGCAUGGCAAAAUCUGGUACAACUGUCAGUAAAGUGGAGAGAAAGGCGACUAAAACUCUGGCUAUUGUGGUGGGGGUUUUUCUCAUGAGUUGGACGCCUUACUUCCUGUCCAUCAGCUUUCAUCCUGUGAGCAAUUACAAAAUACCACUAUUUGUACUUCAGUCAUUUAAGUGGCUUGGUUGGUCAAAUUCAAUGUUUAAUCCAUUUAUUUACGCUUUCUUUUACAGCUGGUUUCGAUCAGCUUUUAGGAUGAUCAUUACAGGGAAAAUAUUUACAUAUGAUGUUUCAAAUCAUAAACUCUUUUGA
This is a messenger RNA of Solea solea (common sole), 972 nucleotides long. Its product is annotated as trace amine-associated receptor 1-like. Gene Ontology annotation, biological process: G protein-coupled receptor signaling pathway. The record is from RefSeq and is a predicted model, not a curated record. The transcript has a single exon. Gene Ontology annotation, molecular function: trace-amine receptor activity. Lineage: Eukaryota; Metazoa; Chordata; Actinopteri; Pleuronectiformes; Soleidae. The coding region runs from base 1 to 972 and encodes 323 amino acids. Gene Ontology annotation, cellular component: membrane.